AUGAACCUCGCCCUCCUUAUCUUCAAAGACGCAGCAGAUGAGAGACAGGCUCAGCAGGGAGCCACCCCAGGGGUCCUGGCACUGCCCCAGUCAACCGGGGGGGUUGGGGGGGAGUGCGCGGCUCACCCCUCCUCCCGCAGCUCCGACAAAGAGGCUACCGCCAAUAGGGCCCGGGGCAGGACAGGACCACCACCCGGGGCAGGACAGGACCACCACCCGGAGGGGGUGACACCCCACCUAACCACCGGCAUUGAGCUGGCAAUCCGUGCCGGGGCCUUAGGAGGAUGCCCGGUUAAAAAAGAGAGAAAAGCAGAAGCAUUACGCCACAGGACCGCAGCCCCGACCACCCCCCGCAACCAACAGCCCAGACGAAGAGUGGACCUCGCCCCGCAAACCCUGCCAUAUGGAAAAGUUAAAGUGACACAGGAGUUGAAGAAUACAAACACAGACCAGUUAACAAGACUGCACUUUAAAAAUCAAACUGAAUGCGACCUGCUGGAAGACAUGAGGAGCUACAGUCUGAAGAAGGGACAGCUUGAGAGGGAUUAUGCACAGGCUCUGCAAAAGUUAGCCAGCCAAUACCUAAAGAGAGACUGGCCUGGAAUAAGUCUUGAUGACCAGAGAACAGACUACAGGAAUGUGUAUGCAGUAUGGCGGUCCUACUUAGAGGGUACGGUGCAGGUGAGCCAGUCCAGACUCAAUGUGUGUGAUGACUACAAGAGUCAAAUUUCAGAUCCUGCAAAAACCGUCAGACUCUACAAGGAGCAGCAACUAAAAAAGAUCAUUGAUCAGUUAAGUGGCAUUCAAGCGGAGCUACAGGAAUCAGUGAAGGAAUUGGCGAAAGCCAAGAAAAAGUACUACGACUGUGAGCAGGUUGCCCACGCAGUACGAGAAAAGGCGGAUAUAGAAGCCAAAUCUAAACUGGCUCUUUUCCAGUCAAGAAUUAGCUUGCAAAAAGCAAGCGUAAAGUUAAAAGCAAAGAGAAGUGACUGCAAUUCAAAGGCAACGCAAGCUAGAAACGACUAUUUGUUAACAUUAGCUGCUGCCAACGCUCACCAUGACCGCUACUACCACACAGACCUGCUUCACUGCAUACAGGCUUUGGACGGCAGAAUCUAUGAGCAUGUGAAAGACUACCUAAUAGCAUUGUGCCGCACGGAGUUGGAAGCCUCCCAAGCAACACACAACACCUUUCAGUUCUUGUUGGACAAAUCCACCAGGAUAAUACAAGAGUUCAACCAGCAGUUGUUCAUGCAAGAGAACCCAGUGUUCCACAAAGCACAUGACUUCCAAUUCCAGCCUAGUGAGUGUGACAAGACUCUAAGCUCGGUGCAGCAGUUGGUGGACAUUGAGCCUUCACCCGUCAGUGCCAUGAGAAUGACCCUGGCACAGAGUCGUCAGCUGGAGUCUGAGAUGGGGACCACCGAGGAGCACAGUCUGAAUAAGGAGGCCAGAAAAUGGGCGACACGAGUAGCCAGAGAACACAAAAAUAUCAUACACUACAAAAGGUCACUGGAGGAGUAUGAGAGUCAUGGACUGCCCCCCACUGAACAGGGCAGAGCUGAUUUGGAGAUGAAGAUAGAAGAAUCCAAAGAAAACAUUCGCAAAGCUGAGACAAUAAAGUUAAAAGCAGAAGCUCGGUUGGACCUCCUGCGGCAGGUGGGCGUUGCUGUGGAUACCUGGCUGAAGAGUGCCAUGAAUCAGGUGAUGGAGGAGCUCGAGAAUGAGCGCUGGGCCAACUACACUUCCCAUGAUCCCUCACUGUCGGGUACAGUUGACUUGGAGCGUGAGGACGGUGACGAAUGUGAAGAGAAUAUGGAGGUUUUUGACGACAGCAAUUCCAGUCCUUCGGGAACCCUUCGCAAUUACCCACUGACCUGCAAAGUCCUCUUCUCAUACAAGGCUUCCCAGCCGGAUGAGUUAACCAUUGAUGAACAGGAGAUGUUGGAGGUCAUUGAGGAUGGGGACAUGGAGGACUGGGUCAAGGCUCGCAAUAAGACAGGUCAAGUGGGAUAUGUUCCUGAGAAAUACCUUCAGUUUCCCGCAUCCAACAGUCUGCUGAGCAUGCUUCAGUCACUGGCAACACUGGAUGCACGAUCUCACACUUCUUCCAAUUCAACCGAGCCAGAGUUGCACUCUGGAUGUGUGAAUGGGGAUGUUAACAUGGUGUAUGUACGAGCACUUUAUGAUUACGAAGGCCAGGCAGAGGAGGAACUCUCCUUCUCGGAGGGAGCAGUAAUUCGUCUUUUAAACCGGGACACUCAGACAGACGAUGGCUUCUGGGAGGGAGAGCUCAAUGGAAAGGUUGGCGUCUUCCCAUCUGUUUUGGUGGAGGACCUGACAGAAAAUGGAGAGACCGGUGUGGGAGGGACCAAUGACAUACAGAUUUCUCCCUCUGCAAAGGUGCCAUCAUCUCUUCCACCUCUUCCGCUGUAUGAUCAACCUCCCAUAAGCCCAUUCACCAGCCCGGAGAGCUCUACCCCGCCGUCUCUCCCGCGCUCACCCUCUGCUGCACUCAACGGGGAUCACAAACUUCCACUGCCAGCCUCAUCGCACAAGGCGUCAUUACCCACCACCAAUCAAAAUUCUGGCAGGAGUCCCGUUUCACCUGGAUUUCAAACAAAGCUGCCUCGAUUCCCUCCUGAAGGCGGUCCAGGAAAACUAAGACCUGUGCGUGCUGCUCCUCCGCCACCCAAACAGCAAUCUCGCCGACAUCAUGGGAAGAGCGACAAGGCUGAGGAGGUGGAAAUUACACUGGUGUAA
Molecule: messenger RNA, 2763 nt
Organism: Nerophis lumbriciformis (worm pipefish)
Lineage: Eukaryota; Metazoa; Chordata; Actinopteri; Syngnathiformes; Syngnathidae
Source: RefSeq, a predicted model, not a curated record